Talaromyces amestolkiae is the source of this 489-nucleotide messenger RNA. RefSeq lists its product as uncharacterized. NCBI's taxonomy places the organism in Eukaryota, Fungi, Ascomycota, Eurotiomycetes, Eurotiales, Trichocomaceae. Bases 1 to 489 code for a protein of 162 amino acids. The record is from RefSeq and is a predicted model, not a curated record. The transcript has a single exon. Gene Ontology annotation, cellular component: Ctf18 RFC-like complex. Gene Ontology annotation, biological process: mitotic sister chromatid cohesion.
AUGCCUUCAAUUCCACUCCMCCCUCCCAGCAAGCCUAUCACCGUCAACAAUCCCCUCCCUGCAAUCCUCCAAACACCCUCCGGACUCGCCAUCCUCGAACUCCAAGGCACAAUCAACUUCCCUACAUCUACAACCGAUGACGAUGGCGACAAUGACACUAACAUUAACACUGAAGAAAAAUCAGAAACAAAAACAAAAGUCGUCGAAACAGAACUAGGUAAAAUCAUGUUCCCGGAUUACUCAGAAUUUAUGGAUCCGGAUAGCACAAAGUGGAUGAAGCGUGUUUAUCUGUAUGCGGGUCGAUAUCAGCGGAUGACGGGGGAAGUGAAGAAGUUGGCCAAGCCGUUGGCUGUUGUACAGCGACGAGAACGGGGUACGAUUGAAGCUGAUAGAGGAGGGGAGGAAGGAGGGGAUGAGCUUGAGAUUGUGGAUGUUAUCAAGUAUAAGAUAAUAUUUGCGUCUAGACCGGAACCUGUGUCAUUGGAGUGA